GCGGCCCAGGGGCUUUUGCGGUGUAGCUACUGUGGCCAGGCGGGCCAGCCCCUGCUGGCGUCCCCCGGGGUGACAGGCGACUGAUCCGAGCGCACCGAGAGUCCGGACCGCGUGCGCCAGGUUGUGUCUUCCGUGCAGGCGCCGAGUCGGGAAGGUUGGGGAGUCGGAGGGGUGUUUUCAAUUCAUUCGAGAAACGUUCGCUUUGAAACCUGGAAACUUUUCCUUGGAGUUUCGGGAAGGGGGAUCGUCUACUCUGAUGGUUUUACUGGUCUGGCCAUGCUGUUUUGUUUCUUUGGGACUGCUUUCCGCCGUGAGUAUUGUCAAAGGAGCAGAGGAGCAGAGGCCGUCCGGGCUGCUCCUACCAGACCGGGAGGUGACGAUUUAGGGGUUCAGAUAAACCACCCCUAGGCAGCAGCGGAGAUCCGAAGGAAGGUGAUGCCCUUUUACCGAACCUUGGGAGCUGAUCCAGAACCCAUCUGUGCCUCCUACAAGACCACAUCGGAGAGCCAGGCCCAAGAUGAACCCGCAUCCUAUUGGCUCACAGUGCUCCAGACCAUUCGACUGAACCCCGAGAGCCCAAAAAUGUCUGCGUGCAGUGACUUUGUGGAGCACGUCUGGAAACCUGGAUCCUGCAAGAACUGCUUCUGCUUACGGAGCGACCACCAGCUAACAACUGGCCAUCCCAAGGCUCGAGCAAGCAGCCUACCCGCCGUGACUCGCCUGCCUGCCCGGCCCGAGAACUGCCGCCUAGAAGAUGACGGCGUGAAUGGCUUCUCCUACUCAAAGCCCACAAUUGCUGUAAAGCCCACCAUGAUGAGUUCUGAAACCUCCGACUUGUGGGCUGAGGCCAGCCUGAGCGCUGAAGUCCCGAAGGUCAGCUGGAGAAGAGCCCCAGGCAAGCUCCCAUUCCAGAAACAGGAAGAUGGGCCGAUAGUUUACCUAGGCAGCUUCCGAGGAAUGCAGAAGCCUUCAGGCACCCUCGCCUGCACAGAUGGCAACUCUUGUCCCCCAGCCUACACCAUGGUUGGACUGCACAACCUAGAUGCCCGAGUGGACAGGAGCACCGCCUUUCAACCUGUAAGCUUCCAGGAAGAGAAGGCUGGGAGGGAAGAUCUGCCCUCGGCUCAGCAGAGCUUCCGCCAGAAGCUAGCUGCCUUUGCAGGGAUGACAUCCAGCUGUUCCAAGGGCCCCAGGCCCUGCCCUUCUCCACAGCCCCCGAGGGAGUCCCUGCCCUCAGAGGAUGACAGUGACCAAAGGUGCUCACCCUCUGGAGACAGCGAAGGUGGAGAGUACUGCUCCAUUCUGGACUGUUGUCCGGAAUCCAAGGAUGCUGUGCAUAACCCUGAGGGCUCUGGCAGACGUGGCGGGGAUCUCUCACCCAUGUGCUGGGAGCAGGGGACAUGUACAAGACCCACAGAAGAGGAAAAGCGACUUCUGGACUUCCCCAGAGAGUGUUGUGGCCAGGGAUCCACCACGAACCCUCCCCGUCUGGGUCCCAAGAAGCUAUCCCUUAACUCGGAGGCUGCCAGCUCUUCAGACGGCCUGUCCUGUGGCAGUGGCAGCAGCGGUGCCAGCAGCCCCUUUGCUCCCCACCUUGAGAAUGACCACUGCUCUCUUGUGAAGGAACCAGCUGCGGGGAAGCAGCAGGACUCCGGUUGCCAUGGGAUCACCUCUGGCAAAUGUGUGGGGCAAGUCGGGGAGCUCCAGCCCCCAGCCCUUCCCAGGGAGGCUGUGCAGCCUGAACCCAUCUAUGCUGAAAGUACCAAGAGGAAGAAGGCGGUGCCCGUGCCUUCAAGGCCCGAAACCAAGGCAGAGCAGGUAGCCGCUGGCCACAGCCAGGGCCAAGUAUGGACAGGUGACACCUGGGCUCAAAAGACUUCAGGCACAAAUAUGCCUCCUCAGGUGGCAACCACCAUCACUGUCAUUGCUGCCCACCCAGAAGAGGACCAUAGGACUAUCUACCUGAGCAGCCCUGACUCCGCAGUGGGGGUGCAGUGGCCAAAUGGGCCUUCGAGCCAGGACGCACAGGCUGGUGAAGAGGAACCGUUGGCUAUGCAGGGGCUAAGCUCAAGGGAGAGCCAUCCACAUAAUGUGACUGAAAACACGCCCAAAGAGAAGCCCGCCAUUCCUCCUAAGCUGUCCAAAAGCAGCCCGGGAGGGUCCCCAGCGUCACCCGCAGCCUCCCCUCUGACUGACCACAGCGAUGGGAACGUUGGUGGCAGCUGCGCGGGACCCCAGCCUUUGUCUAGAGUUCCAACUAACAGAACUUCUUCCUGCCAGACCAAUGGUGUUGCUGCCGCCGCCGGGGACCCUGCCAAGUGUCCCCCACCAGCCACCUCCUCUUCGGCCUUGGACCAGAGACGACCAAGAUACCAGACUGGUGCUUGGAGCCGCCAGUGUCGGAUAGAGGAAGAAAACGAGGUAGGGCAGGAACUGUUGAGUCAAAGUUGGGGGCGAGAAGUGGAAAAUGGUACCACAGACCAUUCAAACUCCUCUACCUGGCACCGGUUCCAUCCCACCACCGACGGCUCCUCUGGGCAGAACAGCAAAGCUAGCUCUGGGAUGAGCAAAUCGGCUUCCUUUGCCUUCGAGUUCCCCAAAGACAGAGGCAGGAUGGAGGCAUUCUCACCACCGCCCCCACCUCCAAAGUCAAGGCACCUGUUAAAAAUGAACAAGAGCAGCUCUGACUUGGAAAAAGUGAGCCAGAGUUCUGCAGAAAGCCUCAGCCCGUCCUUCAGAGGGGCUCACGUCAGCUUCACCACGGGCUCCACGGACAGCCUUGCCUCAGACUCCAGGACCUGCAGCGAUGGAGGUCCAUCAUAUGAACCCGCCCACUCACCCACCAUCAGCGGGAAAAAACUCUUUGCUCCUGUCCCUUUUCCAUCGGGCUCCACAGAGGAUGUAUCUCCCAGUGGUCCUGCGCAGCCUCCCCCUCUGCCCCAGAAAAAGAUAGUGAGCCGUGCAGCCUCAUCCCCUGAUGGCUUCUUCUGGACCCAAGGCUCCCCUAAACCACGGACAGCAAGCCCCAAGCUGAACGUAAGCCACUCAGAAACCAAUGUCUGUGUCCACGACGAGCUUCUUUUUAGCUAUUCCUUAAACUCUGGAGACGCCGCCCACCAUGUCUUCUCCUCUUCUGAGCCUCUGGAGAAAGCUUUCAAAGGCAGUGGCCCCUGGGGUCCAGCUCUGGGCCUAGCAGGCAGCAAGGGCGGCUGUGGGAGCCCCGGUCUCCAGUGCAGAACGGCCGCUUCCGCUUCCGCUUCAUCUUCCCAGCUCAGCGUGUCCAGCCAGGCCUCCUCCAGCAGCACCCAGCUUCAGCUGCACAGCCUCUUGAGUAGCAUCAGCAGCAAGGAAGGCACCUAUGCCAAGCUGGGAGGCCUCUACACACAGUCGCUGGCCCGCCUGGUGACCAAGUGUGAAGACCUCUUCAUGGGUGGCCAGAAGAAGGAGCUGCGCUUCAAUGAGAAUAACUGGUCACUCUUCAAGCUGACGUGCAACAAGCCGUGCUGUGACUCGGGGGAUGCGAUUUACUACUGCGCCACCUGCUCCGAAGACCCUGGCAGCACCUAUGCUGUGAAAAUCUGCAAAACCCCAGAACCCAAAUCAGCCUCCUACUGUAGCCCGUCUGUGCCCGUACACUUCAACAUCCAGCAAGACUGCGGCCACUUUGUCGCCUCUGUGCCCUCCAGCAUGCUCGCUUCCCCGGACACAUCCAGCAAGGACCCAGCGCCCGCUGCAGCCUCACAUUCCCCUUCCCAGGAGCAGGACUGUGUGGUGGUCAUCACCCGGGAGGUGCCACACCAGACCGCCUCCGACUUUGUGCGGGACUCCACGGCCAGCCAUCGGGCAGAGCCUGAGGUUUACGAGCGGCGGGUAUGCUUCCUGCUUCUGCAGCUCUGCAACGGGCUGGAGCACCUGAAGGAGCACGGGAUCAUCCACCGAGACCUGUGUCUGGAGAACCUGCUGCUGGCUCACUGCAGCCCUCAGGGCUCCCCAGGACCCUCUGCCACUCCCACCACCACCACCACCACCACCACACCCCGAUGCCCCUCGGCCACGCCCACAGCCACCGCUGCCUGCCAGGGAGGGCCUGGUGAAAAGCACCUGCCCAGGCUCAUCAUUAGCAACUUCCUGAAGGCCAAGCAGAAGCCAGGCGGUACCACCAACCUGCAACAGAAGAAGAGCCAGGCCCGGCUGGCCCCCGAGAUCGUGUCUGCCUCCCAGUACCGCAAGUUUGAUGAGUUCCAAACGGGCAUCCUCAUCUACGAGCUGCUCCACCAGCCCAACCCAUUCGAGGUGCGGGCCCAGCUGCGGGAGCGCGAUUACCGGCGGGAGGACCUACCCCCACUACCCACACUGUCCCUCUACUCUCCUGGCCUGCAGCAGCUGGCCCACCUGCUGCUCGAGGCCGACCCCAUCAAGCGCAUCCGAAUAGGUGAGGCUAAGCGGGUGCUGCAGUGCCUGCUCUGGGGGCCCCGGCGGGAGCUGGUGGAGCAGCCGUGCAGCUCGGAGGAGGUGUUGUGUAACACUCUGAACAACUGGAUCGACAUGAAGCGAGCCCUGAUGAUGAUGAAGUUUGCAGAGAAGGCGGUGGACCGCAGGCGGGGGGUGGAGCUGGAGGACUGGCUCUGCUGCCAGUACCUGGCCUCGGCAGAGCCCGGGGCCCUCCUACAGUCCCUGAAGCUCCUGCAACUUCUCUGAGCCUCCGGUCAGCCACUUCCGCCGCCGCGGCGGCCUUCCACGCCCGCCUUCCACGCCCGUCCCAUGCCCUUUCCUUGCCUGCGUCCUGGUUACCCUGGGUAAUGGUACAAAUGACUGUGGUCCUUGGAUGUAAUAUUUUAUAUAUAUACAUAUAUAAUAUAAAUAUGAAAGACCGAGGGUGUCAUUUCACACACGCCAGCCCCCUCUCCUCACAGAGCCCCCAUCCCUCCACCACCGCCUGUGUAAUUAUGUACAGUUGCAGCUUCAUGAAAGGCCCGACGGGAUGAAGCUGAGCGCCUGCCUCGCCACCCCACAAUGGAGUCUCCUCACCCUUUUGUCAAAUUGUUAUUUAAAAAACAAUCUCCACAAUAAAAGUCUUACAUUA
Mesocricetus auratus (golden hamster) is the source of this 5083-nucleotide messenger RNA. It is a transcript of the gene Prag1, whose product is annotated as PEAK1 related, kinase-activating pseudokinase 1. The transcript is spliced from 6 exons. NCBI's taxonomy places the organism in Eukaryota, Metazoa, Chordata, Mammalia, Rodentia, Cricetidae. Gene Ontology annotation, biological process: protein phosphorylation. Bases 436 to 4698 code for a protein of 1420 amino acids. The record is from RefSeq and is a predicted model, not a curated record. Gene Ontology annotation, molecular function: ATP binding; protein kinase activity.